AAGUUAAUUAUGCUGAAGAUCAGUGCAAGGAGGACUACUUGUUCACAAUGUCACAAGGUUCAUCUCUGCCAUCUAGUAGCUGGUUUGUUGAUAGUCGAUGCACUAAUCAUAUGGCUCGGGAUGAAAAUUUCUUCAUUGAAAUGGACAAAUCAAUUAUUACAAAUGUCAAGUUAGGAAAUGGUACUGUGGUGAGAUCACAAGGGAAAGGUACUGCUGUUAUUCAAACUAAAAUAGGCAAGAUGCAUAAGUUGCCUUUUCCUAUGAAUAAAUCUUUUAGAGCAACUCAGAAGCUUGAACUGGUGCAUACGGAUAUUUGUGGCCCUAUGAGAACACCAUCUCUCAGCCAAAAUAGAUAUUUCAUCCUCUUUAUUGAUGACUUUACAAGAAUGACAUGGGUAUACUUUCUUGGCAGCAAAGGGCAAGCCUUACCUGUGUUCAAAAAAUUCAAAGCUUUGGUUGAAAACCAAAGUGGAUGCAGAAUUAAGAAGCUUAGAUCAGAUAAUGGCAAGGAGUAUACCUCCAAUGAUUUCAAUUUGUUUUGUGAAGAAGCUGGUGUUGAUCAUCAAUUGACAGUGUCUUAUACUCCACAGCAGAAUGGCAUUACAGAGAGGAAAAAUAGAACUGUUAUGGAGAUGGCAAGGUGCAUGUUAGCAGAGAAGAAAUUACCUAAAUGUUUUUGGACUGAGGCAGUUUAUACAGCUGUCUAUCUCUUAAAUGGUCUACCAACAAAGGCAGUAAAAGGCAUGACACCUAUUGAGGCUUGGUAUGAUAAAAAACCAUCAGCUGAUCACUUGAAGGUGUUUGGUUCAAUUUGUUAUAAUCAUGUUCCAACAGCUAAAAGAGGAAAAUUAGAUGAGAAGGCAGAAAUUAGGAUCUUUAUAGGCUAUGCAACACAAGCAAAAGGCUAUAAGGUGUAUGAUCCUAUAUCCAAGAAGGUAAAUGUGCAUAAAGAUGCUGUUUUUGAUGAGAGUGCACACUGGAAUUGGGAUGCAGGGAAGAUAGAAAAAGGUUCAAAUAAGCAGUGUGAAGCUGGUUCAGAUGUCGUUUCUAGUUCUGAAAUUGCAGAAGUUGAUGAUGAUUCACCGGUUUUGAAAACCAAGUCACUAGCUGAGAUUUAUGCAAAAUGUAAUUUAGCUUCUGCAGAACCUAAUUGUUUUAAAGAAGCAGCUAAACAGCAGGUUUGGAUUGAUGCCAUGAAAGAGGAGCUGUCUAUGAUUGAAAAAAAUCAAACUUGGUGUCUUAUUCCAAAACCAGAUGAUAAGAAGCCUAUUGGAGUGAAGUGGGUGUUUCAAACUAAGCUAAAUCCAGAUGGUUCUAUACACAAACAUAAGGCCAGACUUGUUGUGAAGGGGUAUGCUCAACAGCCGGGGGUUGAUUAUGGAGAGACUUAUGCUCCAGUGGCAAGACAUGAUACAGUAAGGCUUCUAAUUGCAUUAGCUGCUAAUUUGGGUUGGAAGUUGUUUCAUAUGGAUGUAAAAUCAGCUUUCCUUAAUGGUGUUCUACAAGAGGAAAUUUAUGUUGAACAACCACCUGGGUUUGAGAUUGCGGGGAAGGAAGACUAUGUUUAUAAGCUUAACAAGGCUUUGAGGAGCACAGAAGAAGCAACUUUGUAUGUGAAAGGCAGUAGCAGUGAAUCUCAGCUUAUUUUGUCACUUUAUGUAGAUGACUUAUUGUUAACUAGAAAUGAUUUGAAGUUGAUGGAACAAUUCAAGAAGGUUAUGAUGCAGGAGUUUGCAAUGACAAAUUUGGGAGAGACAAAGUAUUUUCUGGGACUUGAAGCUCAGCAAUUGAGCAAGGGAAUUUUCAUUUGCCAAAGAAAGUAUGCACUGGAUAUCUUGAAGAAGUUUGAAAUGGAGAGUUGUAAACCAGUUGCCACUCCACUGGAUAUCAAGAAGGGUUGGACAGUUUCUGAUGCAGUCAACCACAAGGGUUGCCUAGCUAACAGAGCUAAAACUAGUGGUUGGCUUCCUGCUGCUCUUAUUCUAGUUAACCUUGUGACAUACUUAGUUGGCACAAUGCAUCUCCCUAUUGCAACAUCAGCCAAUAUUGUCACAGAUUUUCUGGGGACAUCUUUUCUUCUCUGCUUGCUAGGAGGCUUUCUUGCUGAUUCUUUCUUGGGAAGAUACAAAACUAUUGCAAUUUUUGCCACCAUUCAAGCACUGGGCACGGGAACAUUGUCAUUAGCUGCAAAACUGCCACAGUUGCGACCACCACCAUGCCAUCCCACAAUGAACCAUGCAUGCAAGCAAGCCAAUGGAUUUCAGAUGGGAAUUCUGUACGUGGCUCUAUAUUUGAUUGCACUAGGCACUGGAGGCCUAAAAUCGAGUGUCUCUGAAUUUGGAAGUGAUCAAUUUGAUGAGAAAGACGAGAAGGAGAAAUCCCAGAUGGCCUAUUUCUUCAACAGUAACAAAAGAUACAGAUACAAGAAAAGCAUGGGAAGCCCCAUUGUUCAUAUUUUCCAGGUUAUUGUCGCUGCUAUAAGGAAGAGGAAUAUAGGUCUCCCUUUUAAUGCUGACCUAUUGUAUGUGGAUUGUCCUGAAGCUUCAAGAAUUCAACACACAGAUCAACUCCGUUUCUUGGACAAGGCUGCCAUUGUUGCGGAAGGAGAUUUUGAUGGAACUACCGGUUCCUCUCCCACCAUUGGAAACUAUGCUCGAUCAAUUGGGAACUUCCAAAUUCCCGCUGGCUCUCUCACCGUCUUCUUCAUAGUGGCAAUAAUGAUCACUCUGGCAGUCUAUGACCGGGUCAUUAUGCCCCUCUGGAAGAAAUGGAAAGGAAAACCAGGUUUCACCAAUCUACAGAGGAUGGCCAUAGGUUUAAUCCUCUCAGUUUUCGGAAUGGCAGCGGCAGCACUGACUGAGAGGAAAAGGUUAUCAGUAGCAAGAACGUCCUCCACACCAACCUUACCCAUAUCCGUUUUCUGGCUGAUUCCACAGUUCUUCUUGGUUGGGUCUGGCGAGGCAUUCAUAUACACAGGCCAGCUCGAUUUUUUCAUCACUCAGUCUCCCAUAGGAAUGAAAAUCAUGAGCACUGGCCUCUUCCUCACCACUGUGUCUUUAGGUUUCUUUGUCAGCAGUUUCUUGGUAGCGGUGGUGAAGAAGGUGACUGAAGGCGAGGACGGCCAAGGGUGGCUGGCAGACAACAUAAACCAUGGAAGGCUUGACUGUUUCUAUGGACUUCUAGCUAUGUUGGGGAUCAUCAAUUUUGUGAUAUAUCUUAUUUGUGCAGUGUGGUACAGGCCAAGAAAACCUAAGGCUGAUCCAAACGCUGGGAAUAUUGUCGAUGGGUCUUGUGCAGAGGAGAUGUGCUAGGAUUCUUAACUAGCUAAGUUUUUGCUUAGCAUGGAUUGUUUCUGUUUGUAGUUUGUCGUUUUUGGAUGUUUCUUAAUUUCCGUUUUCAUCAUCAAUAGGGUUGAUUUUAUAUUUUUGUUUGUAAACUUAUUAGGAAAGGGUGACAGACGCUCUCAUUGUCUUGAAGUACUAUGUUUAUCAGUGUCAAAGCCACAGGAAAAAAUAUUAAUGAAGUUUGAUUGUGAAG
Molecule: messenger RNA, 3537 nt
Organism: Rubroshorea leprosula
Lineage: Eukaryota; Viridiplantae; Streptophyta; Magnoliopsida; Malvales; Dipterocarpaceae
Source: the annotation of a GenBank genome assembly